GGGUGCUAAGGUGAUGGCAUCACCUGAUACUGAGCUCGAUUAAGCAGAGUUGAUCAUACAAUAACGCCCACACCUACCUUUAUCUUCAUCGGUUUAACGUUGAAGCAUCAUAUCCGUUUUUUGAAAGCAAUCAGUUUCGUCACAGGAGCCCAAAGACGGGCUCUAGAAGAAUGUUUAUACACCUUUCACUCGUUCUUGGAAGCUUAACAACCAUUGCUGUCGCAGCUGUUUCACAGGCGAAUGUAAGACCUCCAGUAAUAAUUGUGCCGGGGUUCGGAGGAUCUAGAGCCUACAUAAGAUCGAAAGAGCGGACCGGAGAGCCCUUUAAACAGCUUUGGCUGGACCUCAAAAAUAUAAUCGAUCCAAGUGUACUGACGAAGUUGUUUGAAUUGACACACCUGAACAAUAACCAUCAGUCGCAAGAAAAUGAGAAAUUUGAAAUAAUCUUCCCAGGUUGGGGAGAUACGAGGAACCUGGAAUAUCUGGACGAUUCGAAACACGUUCUAGGUCGACAAUUCAACACCUUUGUGACAUCUUUGGUUAAUACAUCAUUUUACAGACGGAACCUCAGCAUUCGUGGAGCUCCGUACGAUUUUCGUAAAACACCACAUGAAAACAAAAUGUUCAUGAUAAAUUUGAAAAAGCUGAUCGAGCAGACCUACGCAUUGAACGAGAUGACUAGGGUUGCUCUCAUCAGCCAUAGUAUGGGGACUUUGUAUUGUGCGUAUUUUCUACAUUUGCAAACUCAAAGUUGGAAGAAGACUUAUCUGCAAACCUUUAUAGCAAUCAGUGGUCCUUUUGGUGGAGCAGCAAGAACCACAAAAGCAAUUGCUAGCGGGGACAACUUUGGCGUGUCACACUACCCUCCUUUGUCCGUGAGACGAAUGUUGCGAUCUUUUUCAUCAUUGGCUCUUCUUCUGCCAGACGAGAGGCUAUGGUUUUCAAAUGAAACAUUAAUUUAUACUCCAAACUUCAAUUACUCAGUCCACGAUAUGAAACGCUUUUUUGAAGACAUCAAAUUCGCGAGAGGUUAUCACAUGAUGCGAUCGGCCAAAGACAGCUUCGACUACCUCAAGGGACCCACUGGAGUGGACAAUGUCUAUUGCAUCCACGGAGCAGGAAUACCCACAAUCGAGCGCGUUGUUUACAAGCCGCAUACUUUAUUGAGUUUGCCAUUUCCGGAUCAAAGCCCGGAACUUGUGUAUGGAGAAGGUGAUGGAACAGUGAAUUUGCGCAGCCUAUCACAAUGCGCUAAUUGGACGGGCGUGCAUUACACACAAAUCCCCAAGGCGCAUCAUACGCAUAUACUCAAGGACCCGCGAUUAUUGAAAUUGAUGAAAAAAAUACUUCGCAUUUCGACAUAGAGAGCGAUAGGUCAGCUGGCGAUAAAUGAAACAAGACAACAUACAACAUUCCUCUGUGUCGAGCAGAAUAACAACUAGAACAUCAAAUAGUAUCGUUCUGCUAUUACUAGUUACUUGCACGAAAAUUCCCUGAUUAAUGUUAACCUACUGACCGAAACAUAACUUUUUUGUGCAGCUUUUUG
Molecule: messenger RNA, 1546 nt
Organism: Dicrocoelium dendriticum
Lineage: Eukaryota; Metazoa; Platyhelminthes; Trematoda; Plagiorchiida; Dicrocoeliidae
Source: the annotation of a GenBank genome assembly